GCGGGCAUGGAAGUACACGAGGUACCCAUAGGGUCAAUGACCUGGAACAGUUGUAGGUUAGGAAAGGUCUGCAGUCGAAGAGCGUUGCAGACGUGGUAAGGAUGCUUGGGGCGGCAAAAUACGAGGACGAGAUGUUGGGGAGGGCCGUGGUGGGGAGAAUGAACGGGUUCUUCUUUGUCCAAGAACAGAGAUGGAGGAAAGGGGAGGGUGGUAGAAUUGUCGGAAGGUGGGUAACAGACGACAAUAAAACAAGGGGAAAUAUAGGAGGUGAAGACGGGGGGGAUGAAGUCAGGGGUGGUGAAGUAGCUGAAGCAGAGACAAGGGGGGCAGUCGUAGGUGAGACCCAAAGAGGGGACUCUUCAGGUGGUAAUGCAGGCAUGGUCGCGGAUGCCAUGGAGGAACGCACCAAGACCAAGGGCGACAAAGAAGCUGCCGUGGUCACGGAUGCCAUGGAGGAACACGCCGAGACCAAGGGCGACACAACAGCUGCAGUGGCACCGGAUGCCAUGGAGGAACACACCGAGACCAAGGGCGACACAGCAGUUGCGGGUCGAGUUGCUCCCGCGGAAUCAAUCGUAGAAGCAACCAAGGCCGGUGAGGAAGAGGCUGCGAACCGAAAAGGGGCAGCCAGGGUCACAAACAUCAUGGAAGGGGUUACUAAGACUGAUGAGGACGCAGGUGCGGUAGACGCAGGUAAUGAAGAAGAGGUUGUGAUAGGUGUGACAGGCGCCGAUAAUGAAGAAGGGGUUGUGACAGGCGUAGUCCGAGGACAGUGUGUGGAUACCUGAGAAAGCGGGUGACGAAUAGACCAUCGAAGCAUGUUGCGGAACU
Molecule: messenger RNA, 831 nt
Organism: Chara braunii
Lineage: Eukaryota; Viridiplantae; Streptophyta; Charophyceae; Charales; Characeae
Source: the annotation of a GenBank genome assembly